This is a messenger RNA of Hippopotamus amphibius kiboko, 1650 nucleotides long. Its product is annotated as cytochrome P450 2B11-like. The coding region runs from base 24 to 1499 and encodes 491 amino acids. Gene Ontology annotation, biological process: xenobiotic metabolic process. Gene Ontology annotation, cellular component: intracellular membrane-bounded organelle; cytoplasm. Gene Ontology annotation, molecular function: oxidoreductase activity, acting on paired donors, with incorporation or reduction of molecular oxygen, reduced flavin or flavoprotein as one donor, and incorporation of one atom of oxygen; heme binding; iron ion binding. The transcript is spliced from 9 exons. NCBI's taxonomy places the organism in Eukaryota, Metazoa, Chordata, Mammalia, Artiodactyla, Hippopotamidae. The record is from RefSeq and is a predicted model, not a curated record.
UGGAAGGCAGUCAGACCGGGGCCAUGGAGCUCAGCCUGCUCCUCUUUCUUGCUCUGCUCUCGGGACUCUUGCUUCUCCUGGCCAGAGGCCGCCCAAAGGCCCAUGGCCGCCUCCCGCCAGGCCCCCAUCCUCUGCCCUUCCUGGGGAACCUUCUGCAGAUGGACAGAAGAGGCCUGCUCAAAUCCUUCCUGAGGCUCCGAGGGAAAUACGGGGAUGUCUUCACGGUGUACCUGGGGCCACGGCCAGUGGUCAUGUUAUGUGGGACAGAGGCCAUUCGAGAGGCCCUGGUGGACCAGGCUGAAGCCUUCUCUGGCCGGGGGAAAAUCGCUGUCGUUGAAGCAGUCUUCCAGGGAUACGGCGUGAUCUUUUCCAAUGGGGAACGUUGGAAGGUUCUUCGGCGAUUUUCUCUGGCCACCAUGAGAGACUUCGGGAUGGGAAAGAGGAGCGUGGAGGAGCGCAUUCAGGAGGAGGCCCAGUGUCUGGUGGAGGAGCUGCGGAAAUCCCAGGGAGCCCUCCAGGACCCCACCUUCUUCUUCCAUUCCAUCACCGCCAACAUCAUCAGCUCCAUUGUCUUUGGAAAACGCUUCGCCUACAGGGAUGCCGAGUUCCUGCGGCUGCUGGACAUGUUCUACCAGUCCUUCGCGCUCCUCAGCUCUUUGUCCAGCCAGGUGUUCGAACUCUACUCCAGCUUCUUGAAGUACUUUCCUGGCACACACAGGCAAAUCUACAAAAACCUGCAGGAAGUCAAGGCCUUCAUCGUCCGCAGUGUGGAGAAGCACCGUGAAACCCUGGACCCCAGCGAACCCCGGGACUAUAUCGACACCUACCUACUCCGCAUGGACAAAGAGAAGUCCAACCCCAAGAGCGAGUUCCACGAGCAAAACCUCAUCAUCAGUGUCCUGUCGCUCUUCUUUGCCGGCACCGAGACCACCAGCACCACUCUCCGCUAUGGAUUCCUGCUCAUGCUGAAAUACCCCCAUGUCGCAGAGAGAAUCCACAAGGAGAUUGACCAGGUGAUUGGCUCGAAUCGCCCUCCAGCCCUGGAUGACAGAGCCAAAAUGCCGUACACUGACGCAGUCAUCCAUGAGAUUCAGAGAUUUGGGGACCUCAUCCCCAUUGGUGCGCCCCACGUGGUCACUAAAGACACUCACUUCCGAGGGUACAUCCUCCCCAAGGGCACGGAAGUAUAUCCCAUCCUGAGCUCUGCUCUCCAUGACCCGCAUUACUUUGAAAAACCAGAUGCCUUCAACCCGGACCACUUUCUGGAUGCCAAUGGGGCACUGAAGAAAAAUGAAGCUUUCAUGCCCUUCUCCACAGGGAAGCGUAUUUGUCUUGGCGAAGGCAUCGCCCGCACCGAAUUAUUCCUCUUCUUCACCACCAUCCUCCAGAACUUCUCCGUGGCCAGCCCUGUGGCCCCUGAGGACAUUGACCUCACUCCCCGGGAGAGCGGGGUGGGCAAAUUGCCCCCAUCGUACCAGAUCCAGUUCCUGCCCCGUUGAAGAGGAUGAGGGAAGGGGGUGCAAGGAUGCCAGGGUCACGUGUGUCCCCACUUCUGCAGAGAAUGGCACCUUGACUCUCUCCCCGUCUUCCCACCUCUGAGGAUGCUGUGCUGUGAACCAGUGUCCUUCCCAUCCUGGGUUGCCACCUCCA